AUGGCGCCGAAGCGGGAGCGCGUUAGUCGUUCAGGCGAGUCGGCGAGGCGCGUGACCCGGUCGACGAGCGUACAGGAGGAGGUGGAGCGAGAGGAUGCGGAGGAGGCGCAAGAGGUAGCGGGGGUAGCGGGGAUUGCGGAAGUAGCCGCGGAGGAGGCCCAUGGCGAACCACAGACGACGCGUGAGCGGCGCGAUGAUCGUCGUGCGGAGAUGAACGGCUCAGAUGAAAGCGGGACUCGCCGGAGCAAGCGGCUUAGGACGGGGGGAGCGAGCGGCGGCGAUGGUUCCUCUUCGCAGCAGCCGGCUGACGUGGUGAAGCGAGAACGAGCCGCGGGCCCGGUGAAAAGAGAAGCUGACGUGGCCGCGAGGCGCCAAGCUGGAAUGGUGAAACGGGAGGCUGCUGUCGUGGCGAAGCGGGAAAACCUUCCCAACGCACCCACCCCCUCCCCUUUCACUCCCCUCCCCUUCCUCCGCCCUCCCCCCCUCUGCACCCAUGCCGCUCUUCCCCUUCUUCCUGCCAAUGUUGAUGUUGCCCUCCACCCACCAAUCAGAGGCGAGGACGGGUUCCAGCCUGGCAACAUCCUAUUGGUGCAGGUGAAACACUUCAUGACGUACGCGUCCAUCUCAGCGCGCCCCUCGCCGCGCCUCAACCUCAUCGUCGGGCCCAAUGGCUCCGGCAAGCGCUCGCUCGUCUGCGCCAUCGGGCUGGGGCUGGGCGGAGAACCCAAGUUUAAGAAGCAGACAAAUGGUGGGAGGAAAAACAAGACCUCGAGACAGUAUUUUCAGAAGUUUGACUUUACUUCUGCUCCAAAGCUUCUCAAAUGCCACUUAACCCUCGCCAUUCCUACCCUCCUGUUUCUUCCCCCCUCCGCCCCCCUCCCCUAUCUGUUGGUUCGCAGAUUCUGGGGCGGGCGGCGCACAGCGGGCGAGCACAGUGCAGAGCAUCGUGCUGCGUGGGGGAGUGUAUGCCAGCAUCACUGGAUUCACCAUUGGAAACUUCCGGAAGUCGUGACUCGUUCUCUCCCCACCCUUUCCCCCCCACAACCCCAUCCCCCGUUCCCGACCUCCCCCUCUCUGCCCUUCCCCCUUCCCUCCCUCUAUGCUGGGUGGCAGAUGCUGGGGCGGGCGGCGCACGUGGGGGAGUUUGUGCAGCGGGGGGAGCGCAGCGCCGAGAUCAGCAUCGUGCUGCGGGGGGAUGUGGCGGGGGAGGAGUGGCACGUCACCCGCCGCAUCUCCAUUGAGAACCGAACUGACUGGCUGCUCAAUGGGCACGGAGUGCGGCGGGAUCAAGUGCAGGAGUGCAUGAAGCGCUUCAACAUCCAGAUCUCCAACCUCACCCAGGCAAGUGCUGCGCACUGGGGCAAGAGGUGUGCCUUCCAAAGACAUGCAGAACAGCCCACCCCACCUCGCUCGCUCCCCUUCUCUCUUCUGCUUCAUCCCCAUCACGGUUGUUUUCGCUUCAACCCAAUCCCACUUGUAGCCACACCCCCUCGUUUCCCCCGACCUUCUCAGAAGCAGUUCCUCCCUCAGGACCAGGACCGAGUGUGUGCGUUCGCAGGCAUGUCGCCCAUACAGCUGCUGGAGGAGACGCAGAGGGCGGUGGGCGACCCCCAGCUGUCCCAGCAGCACGCCUUCCUCAAAGACCAGCAGGACGCCCUCGCCACCCUGCAUGCGACGUUGGUGUCACACGAGGAGCAGCUGGGCAAGCUGCAGCAGGCGAACGCGCAGGUGGAGGUGGAUGUGGAGAAGGUGCAACGCAGGGAGGCCAUUCUCAAAGAGGUGAGGGUUAUCGUUGGAGGCACCAUGGGUGUGUCAGGCACGAUGGGUGUGUCAGGCACGAUGGGUGUGUCAGGCACGAUGGGUGUGUCAGGCACGAUGGGCACGAUGGGUGUGAGAGGCACGAUGGGUGUGUCAGGCACGAUGGGUGUGUCAGGCAUGAUGGGUGUGUCAGGCACGAUGGGUGUGAGAGGCACGAUGGGCACGAUGGGUGUGUCAGGCACGAUGGGUGUGUCAGGCACGAUGGGUGUGUCAGGCAUGAUGGGUGUGUCAGGCACGAUGGAGGCCCUCUUCCCCCAUUCCGACACGCGCGUUCUGCUCUCCACGUUCCCCUCUCUCCCUCGCUUUCUCACCAUGCUGGUGGCAAUGAUGGGGAGUAGAAAGAAAGUAGUGAGGAGGCGUCGCAAAACUCCCCUUCUCCCCCAGUCCACGCUCUCUCCAUUAGGUGGUGCUUAUGAGGGCGAAGGUCGCACUGACGAAGAAGAGUGUUCCAUGGCUCAAGUAGCGCUGAUGAAGAAGAAGGUGCCAUGGCUCAAGUACGAGCGCAUGAAGCGGCGCGUGAGGGAGAUGGAGGUAGCGGUGGAGGCGAGGCUUAAGGAGAGGGACGACCUGCAGACACAAGUCAUGGCCGCCAGGGACCCCCUCGUAGCACUGAAGGAGAGUCGAGGGGGGUUUGCAUCGCUGGUGGCGAAGAUAGGGCGCGAGAACGAGGCGAGAGAGAGGAAGCUGCGGGAACUCUCAGAGGAGAGCGACCAGCUGGUGCAGCAGGCGGUGGAGAGGCAGCGCGAUGUGUUGGAGGCGAAGAAGAAGGCGGAGAGUCGCGAGCAGCGGCUGGCCAAGGCACAGGCCGACCUGCAGCAGCUGGAGGCGCAGCUGGCCGCGCUGCCGGAAGUCAAACCGCCCAAGGCUGCUGUGGUGGCUCGGGACGACCUGCAGCAGUUAGAGGCGCAGCUGGCCGCCCUGCCGGAAGUGAAACCGCCCAAGGCCGCUGUGGACCCUUUGGCGAAGAGAGGGAGGGAGCUGCGGAUGCAGGCGGGGGAGAAGGAGCGCGAGGGGCGGCAGCUGGAGCAGCAGAUGAGCGCUCUGAGAGAGCAGAUGGGCCGCGUGGAGCGACGCAUGCACGAGGUAGCCAGCAGUCGCAGCCGGCGCAUAGAGCGGUCGCAAUCGGCGCAUAGAGCGGGGUUUGACAUGUCUCAUUCCCCCCCACACCACCACUCCCCCGCCCAUCCACUCCCCCAUCCCCUUCCGCACAUCAGCAUUAACGAGGUGGCGAACAGUCGCAAUCGGCGCAUAGAGCGGGGUUUGACAUGUCUCAUUCCCCCCCACACCACCACUCCCCCGCCCAUCCACUCCCCCAUCCCCUUCCGCACAUCAGCAUUAACGAGGUGGCGAACAGUCGCAAUCGGCGCAUAG
Closterium sp. Naga37s-1 is the source of this 3189-nucleotide messenger RNA. Lineage: Eukaryota; Viridiplantae; Streptophyta; Zygnematophyceae; Desmidiales; Closteriaceae. The record is from the annotation of a GenBank genome assembly.